AUGGCCUCCACCGCCUCACCCUCACCGCCACCCCCCGUGCGCAUCCUAAUCAUCAACCCCAACACUUCACAGCAGAUGACAUCCUCGCUCAUCCCGGCCGUCGAAUCGCUCGGAUUCCCCUCUGUGCAAUACACAUUCUUCACCUCCCCGUCCCCCGGGGGCAUCCCCAGCAUAAACUCGCCCGCCGACGCCGCAGAGUCGGCGCGGAUCUGUCUCCCGCAUUUGCUGCCGUUGCUGCCGCACCACGAUUGUUUCUUGGUCGCGUGCUACAGCCAGCAUCCGCUGGUGGGGAUGCUGAAGAAAGAAUGUGCGAGUCUCACGGCCGCGGCGACGGGGGGGGAAGGGGGGAGUGGGGUCAGGAAGUAUGUGACGGGGAUUUUUGAGGCGAGUGUUUUGGCGAGUCUUGCCCUGAUGGGCGGGGGUGGUCAAGCGGACGAGAAGAAGGAGGAGGUGGUGGAGGUGGUGGAGGAAGAGUCAAGACCUGCUGCCUUCGGGAUCGUCUCGACCGGCAAAAUCUGGGAGGAGGCCCUGCAGACGGCCGUUGAGGAGUUUAUUGGCUGUCCUCCCACGACCACCACCACCACAAAGUCGCCGUUCGUCGGCUGCGAAACAACGGGUCUCAAUGCGAGCGAACUGCACGACCUGCCCGCCGAGCAGGUGCGGAGGAAAAUGAUGGAGGCGACUACGCGGCUUCUCCGGCGCGGACAGACCAAUUCAGGCUCGAGUUCAAGCUCAGGGUCAGUCUCAGGUUCAGGAAAACCCUCGCGCGUCCAGGCCAUUUGUCUCGGCUGCGCGGGCAUGGUUGGCCUGGACACGGCGGUGCGGGAGGCGUGCGUCGAGACCCUGGGCCCUGAGCGAGCCAGGGACGUCUACAUUGUCGACGGGGUCAAGGCUGGUGUCGGGACGUUGUACGGCCUUGCAAGGGGUGGUUUCUGA
Molecule: messenger RNA, 936 nt
Organism: Fonsecaea multimorphosa CBS 102226
Lineage: Eukaryota; Fungi; Ascomycota; Eurotiomycetes; Chaetothyriales; Herpotrichiellaceae
Exons: 1
Coding region: 1-936 (311 amino acids)
Source: RefSeq, a predicted model, not a curated record